Molecule: messenger RNA, 1132 nt
Organism: Cyprinodon variegatus (sheepshead minnow)
Lineage: Eukaryota; Metazoa; Chordata; Actinopteri; Cyprinodontiformes; Cyprinodontidae
Gene: gmnn
Product: geminin, DNA replication inhibitor
Exons: 7
Coding region: 107-757 (216 amino acids)
Biological process (GO): negative regulation of DNA replication; negative regulation of cell cycle
Cellular component (GO): nucleus
Source: RefSeq, a predicted model, not a curated record
GUGCGUAUUUAAGACCCUGGCGCGAGAUUCUUCAGUUGGAAAAGAAAAAAAAAACAAGCCUAGCGAGGAGUUUUGAUAAGAUUGUUCAAAGGAUUUCGGAAAGAAAAUGAAUUCGACUGGAGGCUUGAAGCAGCAGAGGUCCAAUGAGAACAUAAAGAGCUUUUUUGCACCAUCUCAAAGGGCAGUUGGGCAAUCGAGGCAAAGCCUGCAGGUCAUCCAGCCUUCAGCAGUCAACACAAGUUUUAAAUCUCUUCAGACGGGGAAGGCUAUUUCUAAGCGGAAACACUUUAUACUGGACCAGUCUAGAGGUCUUAAGAGGGUUAAAGUAGAAGUCAAAUCCACACAAACAGAAGAAGCUGAUUGUUUGCCAGAUGGCCUGUCCAAUGAAGCAUAUGAGCUUAUGGUCAAAGAAACUCCACCUUCUUCUUACUGGAAAGAGGUGGCAGAGGAACGGCGAAAGGCUCUGUACAAUGUCCUACAGGAGAAUGAGAAGUUGCACAAAGACAUUGAGGCCAGAGAUGAACAGAUUAGCAAGCUUCAGUCUGAAAACGAAGAGCUGCAGGAGCUGGCACAACAUGUGCAGUACAUGGCUGACAUGAUUGAGAGGCUGACGGGGAAGUGCCCAGAAAACCUGGAAGAAAUAAAGGACAUUGCUCUUGGUGUGGAAGAAGAGGAUGUGAAUGCCUAUGAGCAAGAUGAAGCGGACUACAGUGCUGGGGACACAUCAGACCUUGAAGAAGCAGAAGAUCAGGAUUAAAUUGACUGAAGGAGACAAGCUUUUCAUCAUUUGACAAGCUUUUCAUUGGUGGCUUUUUUUUUUUUUUGCACUCCUUAAUUUAACAUCCAGCGGACUUCUUUAAAAUGUUCUGAAUAUUUUUUUUUUUUUCUUCCCUGUGGGGUGGGGGGGUUAUUUUUCAACCACAACAUCCUGACUAACUUGGGUGGGGAUGUUUAGUCAGUUAAUUGGUUGUUAGUUUUACUGAGUGCUGGGCAGCUUUCACAGAAGAGAAGUCCUGAAGUCUUAAAAUGUUUUUUCAUAACCUGAUUUUAAAGUUUUAGAUCUGGUUAUUAUUGGAGCCAGUUUUUCAAGCUGCUAUAAUUGAUUUUGUACAUAAUCUGUACAAUAAAGGUU